Messenger RNA from Tigriopus californicus, 7918 nucleotides. RefSeq lists its product as uncharacterized. The transcript is spliced from 9 exons. Bases 289 to 7791 code for a protein of 2500 amino acids. Lineage: Eukaryota; Metazoa; Arthropoda; Copepoda; Harpacticoida; Harpacticidae. The record is from RefSeq and is a predicted model, not a curated record.
UUAACCCAUGGGCGCUUGCUUUUGAUUCGAGCAAAUGGCUGGACCCAUUUUACUGAAGACUGCUCUCUUAUUCAUUCAGGAAAGUCAAGAUGCAUUUGCUUGGAACGUGGUCUCCAUGCCAAAACUUGAAGACAACAAUCGAAAGCUCUCUUUUUGUCUUGUCUGGCCACGAGACUGACUGAUCACUAAGCAACCAAGACAGGGAAACAAUAGGCCUGCAAUCACUGCCACUUCAAUGACAUGGCCAACUGAGCCAUUGAAGAAGUCAACUGAGUACUCAUCCUAAAUAUGGAACCCUAUCUUUCAGGGAUCUUAGGAUUUCUUACCAUUUGCCUACAAGCUCAUUCCACUUACUCAACUUGCACUGAGAGCAACAUUCCUAGCUCUAAACCCUCGUAUAUGACUCAUGAUACAUUCGACAUCUCCAGCGGAGCUCUGUCUUUGAGGUGCACCGAUGGGCGGGUUCUAACCUUGGACUCGGGUACAACAGGAUAUUCUUCGGAUGGAUAUUUGGACCUAUUAUGUGUCAACGAUACUUGGGAAGCCCCCGCUGAAUGGCCUACGGAGGACAAAUGCCAAUUAGGAGCAGAGUGUCAACGAACCGACCUCACCUCCGAUCUCCCGGCUCACCUCAGCAUAUCAAGCCCUCCGGAUACGGAAACUGUCGUAGCUUCAGGCAGUAUGGCAACCUAUGGUUGUAGUGACAACACCAAGGUUUUGGCCGCCAGCCAAGCCCCUUUUGAGAGGGAGUGCUACAAUGGGGCCUUCUUCAACUCAAGCAAAGGGGCGGAUUUGCCUGUCGUGGAGGAUUGUGUUGACCCUUCGCCAUGCCCGUUGUCCCAAUUGAAUGGAUUAAUGAUUCCGGGUCAUAUGGAAACCACAGCAGAUUACUCGAGUACGAUCAACCAUGACGAAGUGGUUGAUUUCCAAUGUCGCGAUGGUAAACAAUUGGACCCAGUGGUGGACCCGCAAGCACUGAACAAAAUCAGCCUCAAGUGCAAUUCUGGUACUAUCGAGAGUCCACUUUCAUGGCCGACUGUGAUGGACUGCAAAGCGUUUUGCGACCCCUUAACUCUCCCGGAUACUGGAUACGACCUCCCCGAGGCUCCCUACAGUGCAUGGGAAGGACAAAACUUAACAAUAACUUGUUCCAAUAGCACUCACUUCGUCGACACCGAUUGGGCAACAAAUAAGGUUGUCAUCACGUGCCAAUCCAAUGGAUCUUUUGACGCCCCCUCCAUUUGGCCCACGUGUGCUGCACGACCCAAAUGUGGUACUCCACCCGUUCCAUCAACCGCCACCAACUUGGAACUUGCAGAUCCUACUGUCACUGAAGUUGAAGUUACUAAUGCAGCCAUAUACAAAUGCAAAACGAAAGGCCAAGUCACGAGUGAAGGCACCACUGUCAAUGUCCCUUGCAUUAAGGAUGGUUCGGAAGUCACCCAGACUUACAAACUCCCCGUUGCAUGGAACGGAGCCGGUACCCAAUGUCGGGCUCCUACUUAUUGCGGGAUUGUUCCUUUUCCUCCAACUACCAGUGGAUUGCAGGCUGAAACUCCACCCACAGGGGGUUACCCAGAAUUUAGCAAUGUCACUUACGCUUGCAAGGACCCGGAGCAUAUCUUAUACAGCUCAUCAAAACCCUCAACAAUGGCGACUUUCGAAAUCGAAUGCCUGAAUGGCGGUCAAUUUCCAACUGGAAUUGCAUGGCCUUACUGCGAUGUUGCCAAUCCGCCAAAGUGCAAAACUCCAUUGAAAGUGACCAUGGGUGUUGAGAUUGAAUUGCACGGCACAUUUCCAACUAACGGGGUCAGUGUGGGCGGAUCCAUUACUUAUCGAUGCAAGGAUCCAGCUAUGACAACAGCCUUGGGCUAUGAUAUAAAGGUUACUUGUGAAAGAGAUUUCUCAGAGGGUACGGCCGACUUCCGAAAACCCAACAGUUGGGACACUUUGAAAUGUCGACCCGCAGCAUAUCCAAAUUUUGAAAGGAAGCCCUGCAUUUGUCCCGGAGACCCUGGGGUGAGCCCUGAAAACACUCGGGAGAUAUUGAACAAGGUGUGUCGAAAGAACUCCAUGCGAAGAAGUUGGGACGGAAAGACCAUUCCGUUAAAGACGCGAUGUGGGGUCCAGUCUUUAAGUGACAUAUCCACGGACAGCUUCUGCCAAUGCGAGGAAAAAAAUGACUUAGGAGUUGACUUUGCUGUUUGGUCUUUGGGCGAGGUGACGAGUUACAAAUGGCAGGCCAACUACUCGGACCCAAGCACUACUGAAUUCUUCGAACUUCAGAUGGAGAUUCAAAAAGAGCUGGAUAACCUUAUCUUGGAUAAAUUUGCCGAUCUGGAGACGUGGCCAUUCGUCAGAUCCUAUAUGUUUGGCGUUGUGCCUGGCAAGCCAUUGGGGUGUUCCGAAAAUGUCAUUCCUGAGCCAGCAGCUGAAUCAGGACUGGUGGUGGUGGAGAAGAAGUAUGUCCCGUUUGGCCAAUCCAUUGACUUCAGGUGCAAGAAUCCGAACUAUGUCACCAAUGACGGAGUCCUUUAUAAGCUAAGAUGUAUGGACAACGGACGAUUCCUCAAUCGCCUUUGGCUGGAGUGCAGACCAAGGAAGAUUUGCUUAAAGCCCCCACCAAGACCAGAUGACCGAUCAGGGCUGAAAUUUAGCGAGUCCAUCAAUGUUCCUGAAUUCAAUAAUGCCGUUUAUGAAUGCAAACAACCCGGAUAUGUCGUUCCCAACACCAAGGAUGGCAAGUUUCGAACUCCUUGCAAACGAACUAGCUCGUUUGAACAAAGUGUAAGGAUUGAUUGGCCCGUGUGCACCAUGAAACCCACUGAGGUUUGUGAACCCGUUCCUAGUGCCCCAGCAGGCUAUGUGUUGUAUAAUGAAGUUUCUCAAUUCAUAACCGUGGGUCAGAAGCUGACUUUUGGAUGUCAAGACUCUAAAAUGUUGAUGGGAGAUACGCUUACUAUGUCCUUUACCUGUGUAAAGGAAUCCAACAACACUUUCUUGUUUAAAGGGCUAGACGUUAGCAACUUGCCUCAAUGUCGAUUCCCUAGUUAUUGUGACCCCACCUCCUUGCCACUACCUCCUGAAAGUUCAGGGCUGGACUUACCAAUCCAGAGUCAGAAAGUGGAAGAAGGCGGGUUUGUUGAAUACUCUUGCAGUAAAGGACUCGGAUGGUCCCUGGUGGCCAAUGAUGUUAACUCCAAAUUUAUUGGUUCCCAAGGGAUUGUUGUCGGUGGAAAGUUGAGACUGUAUUGUGGAGCAGGGCCUUCAUUUGGCAAUGUUACUCAAUGGCCCGUCUGCCGGAAUUUGUCCAUAACCCAAUGUGACCCUAUUCCGGACUUCUCAAGUUUCGGAUUGAAAUCAUCCAUUACUGGUUCGGUGGCCGUUGGGGUGCAGGUGACAUUGUCCUGUGUUUCUAUGGACGAAGUUACUGAGCACUUUGCUACCACAGAAAUGACUUGCGGACCCGAUGGAAAGUACCACAUGACAAAAGAGUUGACCGACUGCCGGCCUGCUUUGGAAUGCCCUGUGGCCCCAGAUGCGCCCGAAGAGUCACGAUUAGUCAAAGUCACUGCAACGGCUGUUCAGGAGUUUCAAACUCAAGAAUAUAAAUGUGAGGAUGGAUUCACUUUGGAUGGGGUGAUCACUGAUAGUGUAAUCAACAGUAUGGGUCGAUUGUCCAUUCCAUGCAUGUUGGCUGAUGGAGAAUUUGUCCCUCCAGCUACAUGGCCAACUUGUGUCCCUAUUGCUAGCCAAUGCUCCCAAGUCCCGACCUUACCCGGAUUCACAACACUUUCAGUUGGGCCAAUGUCAAUCAAUGAAAGGGUUUACUACACUUGUUCAAACCAAGGAGAGGUGACUGAUCAAGGCAGAUGGAUCGACUCGAGGUGUACACAUAGUGGAAUAGUUGCUGUUCCAGUGUCUAUACCAGCAUGUCGUAAAGCCAAGGAAUGCGAGUCACCUCCUGUUCCCGAUCAGUCCUUGACAAGAUUAAUGCCAUCCCAAUCGUUAGGGAUUCGAGAGUUUGGGCUAGCCACCUAUAAAUGUGUCGAAGGCUCAACCCUGUCACCUGAAUUUGCUGAUACUCAGGGAAAUUUCAAUCUUCAAUGUGGUCUCAAUGGAGCAUACCCUCAAGCUCCUAAUUUCCCAACAUGCGCCAUUUCAUCUUGCAUUAGCGUUGAGGCCAAAGACAGAUUCACAACUGGAGAUGUGGCUCCAAUAGCCAUAGGGGAACAUGUGAGAUAUGAAUGCUCAGACACUGGACAAAUUCCCGGCGAUUCACCUGGUCCAGUGGAGGUAGAAUGUAUGCCUGAUGGGACACUGAACUAUCCUGAUCCUUUCCCAGUCUGUCGAUCAAAGGCCUCCUGUUCUUCUCCUUAUCCUGUGCCACCAGCAAGUUCAUUCCUGUUGAAAACGCUUUCGAGCUUAUUGAAUGAAUUUGAUUGGGCCUCAUAUGCUUGUAAGGAGGGUGCAACUCUCCAAGGGGUUUCCAAUCCGUUCAUUGAGAAUGGCAGAUUUAAAGCUCAAUGCCAAGUUGGUGGAACAUGGAACACCACAAUUGAUUGGCCCACUUGCAUUGUAGAGUUUUGCCCUCAAGCAAUAAUUCCAAGUUUUCCUGGUUACACCAGAAUUGGCACUGGGGACGCUGCUGUUCAGACCAAUGUAGAAUACAAGUGUACUGACCCAUCCAAGAUCAUGCCUGGGGGUACAAAUCACCUCAUUCCGUGCAAUACAGACGGGACCGUGGAUGAUACAACACCUCCACCAACUUGUGAAUUGGCGAAUGUGUGUCCAUCAGCGCCAAUCCCCGAUGCUAGUCAUAAUCUGGCUCCAUAUUCAGGCCCUGACGUCCAAGAGUUCAACUUUGCUUUGUAUGGUUGCAAGGAUGGGUCUACCCUGGAAGGCGUGACAAAUCCCAAUGUUGAGAAUAACAAGUUCAAACUAGAAUGUGAGGUGGGAGGUCAAUGGCCCGUGACUGUGGCCUGGCCGACGUGCAUUGUUGAAAAGUGUGCGGUAUUUCCAGCCGUUGGUGGGAUCAAACCAAAACAUACGACUUUUGUUCCUGUUGGUGGAUUCUCUAAAUAUAUUUGCGAGCUUGAUGGCCAGGUAUUUGAUAGCGGCAUGGAGAUAGAUGUUGAGUGCCUGGCCGAUGGCACCUUAGAUAUUCCAGAUCCUAUUCCAAGUUGCCGAGCACCUGUUUCUUGUCCAGCUCCACCCAUACCAAGCGCAGCCUCAAGUCUGCAAGGCUCAACGUCCAGUAAUGUCACGGAAUUCAGCUCGGCAGAAUAUAUGUGCCAAGAGCAUACCUUUUUGGCCAAGACAGAUCCUAGUGUUAAAGAUGGGAAGUUUAUGCUGCAAUGCCAAGCUGGUGGAGUAUAUGACGCAAACCCAACAUGGACCUCGUGCCGCCAUUAUCGAUGUGAUCCUUCUGCACUGACAAUUCCAGCCGGCUUCAAAGUGGCCAAUCCUGAGCCUUUUGUCUAUACAAAUGAGGUCUAUACUCUGGUCUGCGAAACCGAGGGCGAGGUCACGUCUGAGGGUCCAUUUCUAUCCCUUACUUGUCAAGAGGAUGGCACAUUCACCCCUUUGCCAACAAAUCCAACUUGCGCCGCUUCAGCAACAUGUCCCGCUCCAACAGUGGCUCCUCCCGCGGAAAAUAGGUUUAAGCCGUAUGAUUCGGAGGUGGAAGUCAAAGUGUAUGGUCACGCAAGCUUUGAAUGUCAAGAGGGCUAUUUCAUUAAGUUGGGCAAUAGUGAGUACCUUUCCACCUACGAGUUAAAAUGUGAGGGUGAUCAAACGUAUGAAACUCCUGUUUGGCCCAAAUGCGGCGUGAAGACCUGCAACGUGGUCCCUCCUACGGGAUUCCAAGUUAGCAAUGAUGCCCCAUUCCGAGACGAAUCUGCCUUCUUCUCGUGUACAUCUACCAAUCAAGUGACUGACGUGGGCAAAACAAUUCCAUUUACCUGCCUCGAGGAUGGAACCUAUGACACUCCGAAUGAAAAUGUUACUUGCCGCUCACCACAAACUUGCUCUUCUCUUAUUCCUGACCCUCCAGCAGAUAGCAACCUUGUUUCAAUGGGAUCUCAAGUAUCUAAAGAAUACGACAUUGCCAUGUUCAAAUGCGAAUUAGGCUUCACUUUUAAAGGAACUACAUCUGAGAACCGACCUGACACUACUGCCACUGAUUUCUUUCACCUGCCAUGUGAGGGUACCGCUGGAUUUCCCGAUCCAGUGGAUUGGCCAACUUGUGUGCCAAGAUGUGAAUCAGCCUUGAUACCACCCACUGCGGAACAAAGUUUACGACCGAGGACUUUUGUCUACAUUGAUCCCGGACAACACCUAGAAUAUGAGUGUGAAGACCAGGACUACGGUGUACCCACGUCCCAUUACUUUAAGGUUGAGUGCGGUCUGGACGGACAGUUUAUUCCUCCCGCUACCUGGCCGACGUGUGAACUCAGGAAUGAAUGUCCUUUUGCGCCAGAGCCACCCACUGGUUCAAAUAUGCAAAUUGCUUCGGCCUUACCUAGCAAAGACCACGAUGUGAUUAAGUAUGAAUGCAAAAGUGGCUUCUCAUUUGUCAACAAUGAGGGGCUUACCUUUCCGUCUGAUGUAAUACCCGGAGUGGUACGAAUGAAAUGCGGGUCAGACGGCCGGUUUAGUCACAUUGACUUGGAGCAUUACAACAACGCAUGGCCAGUCUGCGAGCCCGGAAAUCAAAGGCGGAAACGUUUGGUGGACUACACUGGUCUUCAUGAUGAUAUCGAUUACAGUAUUUUGAUUAUGGUGGAAUUUCAAUUCAUGUACACACCGGAAUUGGAGUCUGACAUGAAGGACUUGUUCAAUUCAACCAAAGACCAAGCUAACUACACGCAAUUACUGGUGGAGUUGUUCCAUUCACAACUGGGAGAAGCUCUUGGCGAUGGUGAGAUCAGGGCUGGACUGUCCCUAAGAGUUCCAUUCACUCCUACUUGUGAGCAACCUACAAAUGCUGAAAUGCCGGCGGGUAGUUGCGUCCAGACAGGAAAUUAUCCGGUUUGCCCUCAUGCCGUGAUCAAUGGUGCCUGGUUGGGAUCUCUCGGGUAUGAGUACAAAAUUCAGAAUCCCAAAUGGAUGAACCAUGUAGCCAAUUUGUACCACCUUCCUGUUGGAUCGGAGAUCAACUUCUUUUGCAAGAAUAAACUCAAGCGACCCCGAAAAGAUGAAAACGAUGGUGAUCCCAACGAUGGAAUCAUUACAGCUGUGUGCCGGCACACUGGAGAAUUCUCAGUAACAAUGAAUCCUGGAGACUGGGAUCGUUGUCGAAGUCUGUGUAGUCCGGAAAAACCAAUGCCACCCACAGUCGAAAACGCUCAAUUGAUUCCUUAUGAUUCGGAACAAAAGUGGCAGAGGGAACAUUGGGAGGAUGAGGAAAUCUCCUAUGGAUGUGAAAACACCUCAUUGGUUCUCAACGAGGAAGUGGGCGUCAAGUCUGUUGUUUACCUGUGUCUCGAAGGCGGCACUUACAGCACGCCUCCAUCGAGCAAUUUAUGGCCUCAAUGCGGACCUAAGCCAAUUGAUCCAUACAUUAUCUUUGCUGUGGAUCUGAUGACAGCGAAAUAUGAUCGAAACUUGCAAUAUAGACACGAACUGACUCAAGGGAAUAUAACCACGACAGAAUUCCUCCAAUCUACAGAGGGGAUUCUUUCGAUUACAGUACCAUGUAUUUCAGUUAUCAUCUUACUGAUCUUCUUCAUUCUGUGCUGUACCAGAGCCAAUAGUCCCAUCUGCAAGAUUUUCGAGCCUCAAGCGUAAACGUCCAGUAGAGACUUUGCUCUAAAAAUAACCAUGACCGAUCCACGAUCGACGAGACGAGAGUACACGAUCUUUUCUUAAUGUACUUCACAUGGACCAGUCUGUUGAAUAAAGAGUAAUUCCAACA